Molecule: messenger RNA, 1929 nt
Organism: Dothidotthia symphoricarpi CBS 119687
Lineage: Eukaryota; Fungi; Ascomycota; Dothideomycetes; Pleosporales; Dothidotthiaceae
Exons: 8
Coding region: 1-1929 (642 amino acids)
Source: RefSeq, a predicted model, not a curated record
AUGCCCUAUGAGUUUCAGCCAAGCGCUGUUGGCUUUGCUCUGUGCGUUCGUGAUGCCGAUCCAGUACCGUUUUCCCGAAAUAAACGAGUAGAUGUCUUUGAGAGAUUACAAGGCGAGCGACCUUUGACACGUUCUUCCCGAGCCACAGGCUCAGCUCAUCCACAAGAUUACGGUCCUUCUUGCACAGUCCUAGGUCCUCCAGUUGUUCUGGCACCGGUGCAUUCUUGUGCGGCGAACGUUGGUCAAAUUGAGUUUGUUUCGUACCUUGUGAAUGAUCAAUACUCCCAAUUACGGUCAAGUCACUCCAAGACCGGUCCAUGCCAGAUCAUCAAGUAUCAUUUCAAGUGUUUCAACGUCAUCAGAACACGUCAAGCUGCGUGCAUCUUCCCAUGGACGAUCAGAAUCGACGGAGACACGAUUCGUGGCUUCGAUGAGACUUGGCACAUGGGCCCGUGCACGGCGAUCAGUCUUCCCGAAGAAGCUCCGAUGAAGCGGAAACAAGUCGACAAUAACGCGUCGCACGCAGGGCGCGGCCGUUUGAAGCGCGCUAAGACGCAUUGCGCGGACGCCAGCGCACCUCGCCCCUCACCACCAGAAACCCGUGCCUCUACGCAGACGCCCGCCCACGCCCUCACCCAAGAAUGCUUACGCAAUCUGCAGGAGUCGACUGCUGAAGUCGGGAAGUUGUCGAUAUCGCAUUGGAGAAGCUGUGUCAGCACUGGCCAUCUGGAGAACAUGGACGCGCCUCCGACGCCUCGCAGUGCAGGCGAGCGCCGCCAUUCAAAACACCGCAGACACGCACAGAAACUGCGAACACCCAGUCCCAGCAAGAGACCAACUCCGCAAACGUAUCGCACGCGGAACAUGCACCACGCCCGUGUCCUGGUCGAUACCUCGGUCGAUCUCCCGCCCGCAAUAAGCACCCGAGUGCGAGACAUCCUAGGAGUUGAUGGUUCAGGGCAUCCAGUAGCCACACCAGAAGACGCAUCACCCGUGCCUGCACUUGUUGCCGCUUCAGCUACGAUGUACUGGAAAGAGUCGCAAAGAAACGCGCGCGAGUGUUCGCUGGAAGGUGAUUGGAAGGCUAGUCUGUACGGGCUCGUGAGAAUGAUUUCCAAUGUCUGGCCGGGAGACGUCAAAGUCCACACGUCUGAGAAAAUCUGGCAUUCCGAUCUCAAGCCGACAGGCCCCUCCUUCGAAGAGUCUGUGAACGAAAACCGAAGCACUAUGCCCGACUAUCACACACCACAGACUGCGCUACCAGAGUCGACCUCUUCCGAAGCCGCCACCAGCGAUAGCACUUUUCUUGGGUCCGUCCCGUCGCUCCCUCCUCCCUCAGUCGCACCAACCACCAGUACCGAAGCUGCAAGUCCGUAUCACAUAUCAACACCGAAACCAGACAUAACCGUUGGCCUCGCACAUGGGAAAUUCAUGCCGAGCCACCAGCAGCGACUUGUCAACCACCAGGUGUCUGGGACACUAUUGAGCGACCCGCACGUAGCAGACAUGGGCAUACGAUUCCCCUUCUUGGUCGCCGAAGUGAAGGGCCUAAGCCUGAAUGGAAGUCUAGUCAGUGCUCAGAACCAAGCUGCCAUAAGCGGUGCCUCAAUGCUCACUAUCCUUCAAAAUCUCAUGUCCCAGGCACGACGCCAUUCGAGCUCAGACGCUGAUUCGGAGUUGCGGUUAUAUACAGACAAUACGCUUUGUUUCUCGAUUGUAACGGCAGGCCCCUUGCACGAGAUAUGGGUUAACUUUACAGCUGAGGGGGCCUAUCACAUGGAAUGCCUUCAGGCAUUGCGCACUACACUUGAACGCGAUGCCUUACAUUUUUCUUAUUGUGUAUAUCGUAUCUUGAACUGGGGUCAAGGCACGUUAAGGGAUGCUAUUGUAGAAAAGAUUACGCUAGUAAUAUAUAAUACUAUUAGUUAA